Oreochromis niloticus (Nile tilapia) is the source of this 1362-nucleotide messenger RNA. RefSeq lists its product as uncharacterized. Lineage: Eukaryota; Metazoa; Chordata; Actinopteri; Cichliformes; Cichlidae. Bases 1 to 903 code for a protein of 300 amino acids. Gene Ontology annotation, molecular function: nucleic acid binding. Gene Ontology annotation, biological process: DNA integration. The transcript is spliced from 7 exons. The record is from RefSeq and is a predicted model, not a curated record.
AUGAAUGACCAAGAGCUAGACAACAUCAUAUCGGCUAUCAAAAAUCAGAUGCCAAAUGCUGGCUAUCGAAUGGUUCAAGGACAUUUGGUUUCUAUGGGUCUCCGUGUUCAGUGCUACUCGGUGCGAGGCCCUCUCUCCCUUGUCCACAUAGACACAAAUCACAAGCUAAUAAGGUACAAUGUUGUGAUCUUUGGUGGAGUGGAUGGCUACUCAAGGAAGGUCCUGUACUUGGAUGCAGCAACUAACAACAGGGCAAAAACUGCAUUCUCAUUUUUCCUGAGAUCAGCCCAGCUUCACGGCUUGCCAUCAAGGGUUAGGGCAGAUCAAGGAGUAGAAAACCUGGACAUUGCACAUUUCAGGUUUGCCACAAGAGGAACAGGGAGAGCGAGUUUCAUAUCUGGAAAGAGUGUCCACAAUCAGAGAGUAGAACGACUUUGGCGUGAUGUCUGGAUUGCAGUCACUAGCAAGUACCAUGAUGUUCUUCACUCACUUGAGGAGGAUGGCCUGCUUGACAUUUCAGAUGUCAUUCAUCUCUUUGGUGUCCACUACAUCUUUGUCCCUCGACUCCGAGCAGAUCUUGUCACCUUUGUUGGAGGAUGGAAUAAUCAUCCCCUCAGGACAGAAGGUGGUCUCACUCCUGAACAGCUCUGGUGUAUAGGACAUCUACAAGAGCUGGACGAGGGCGAGAGACUUGAGGAGCUUCAGGAUCCAGGCAUUGACUGGGAGAGUGCUGUACUGCAAGAAGAAUCUAACAGCACAGUUGUGGUUCCUGAAAUUGAAUGCCCACUGGAUGAGGAAACCCUGGAGGGACUUCAGAGAACAAUUAAUCCCUUGGAACAUUCAGAAUCUUACGGUCGUGACCUGUAUAUACAAUUCUUGCUACUGGUGUCAAACCAACAGUGACACUUAAGAUGGACGUGAAAGUCAACGCUCUUUUGUUCUCAAAUACUGGAUUUCUUUGCUGAAAGAUUACAGAUUACAAUUCAGAUUACAAGUAGACAAUCAAACAAAGCACUUGCUUAAUAUCUAUCAACGUAGGACUCUACACAAAGUUUUGAAGUCUUAUCAUUUUCAUGAAACAGCUACGAACAUCUUAACAGCUAAUGUUUAGAAACAUUUUUACUCAUUUAGUUUCCAAAUUACAAGACAACAAUGUGUUAAACACUGUGGAAUCCACCACCAUAUCUAACUGCUGCACUCAUUAUGGUUUUAAACAUUGUGUACGUGUCCAGAUGCUGCACUGGAAAAGUCACAGUACAAGUGCAUGCACUCACAACUGGGUAACAAAUUGAGUGAUCUCCCAGCCGCUCCUUACAUUCGUGGUCAAACUUGCAUGUUAUUUUGAAAUGUCUCUUUUCAUCA